Arthroderma uncinatum is the source of this 2640-nucleotide messenger RNA. RefSeq names its product ribonucleoside-diphosphate reductase large subunit. The coding region runs from base 1 to 2640 and encodes 879 amino acids. Gene Ontology annotation, biological process: DNA replication; deoxyribonucleotide biosynthetic process. The record is from RefSeq and is a predicted model, not a curated record. Lineage: Eukaryota; Fungi; Ascomycota; Eurotiomycetes; Onygenales; Arthrodermataceae. The transcript is spliced from 5 exons. Gene Ontology annotation, molecular function: ATP binding; ribonucleoside-diphosphate reductase activity, thioredoxin disulfide as acceptor. Gene Ontology annotation, cellular component: ribonucleoside-diphosphate reductase complex.
AUGUUCGUUUACAAGAGAGAUGGCCGCAAGGAGCGCGUACAAUUCGACAAGAUCACUGCCCGCGUGUCGAGGCUAUGUUAUGGCCUCAACCCCGAGCAUGUCGACGCAGCAGCCAUUACACAGAGAGUCAUCUCGGGUGUCUACCAGGGAGUGACCACAGUCGAGCUCGACAACUUGGCCGCAGAGACUGCUGCAUACAUGACCGUCACCCAUCCAGACUACGCCAUCCUCGCCGCGAGAAUAGCUGUAUCGAACCUCCACAAACAGACCAAGAAGCAAUUCUCGUCCGUCAUAGACGAUCUCUACCAUUAUGUCAACCCCAAGAACGGCCGUCCAGCCCCAAUGAUAUCCGAGAAGACUCGCGAGAUUGUCAUGAAACAUGCCGAGGAGCUCAACUCAGCUAUCGUAUACGACCGUGACUUCAACUACCAGUAUUUCGGUUUUAAGACACUCGAGAGAUCAUAUCUGUUGAGGACCAACGGCAAAGUCGCCGAACGACCACAGCACAUGAUAAUGCGAGUUGCCGUUGGUAUCCACGGCGAGGAUGUCGAGAAGGUGAUUGAGACGUAUAACCUCAUGUCUCAAAAGUACUUCACUCAUGCUUCUCCAACUCUCUUCAAUGCCGGUACCCCACAGCCACAGAUGGCCUCCUGCUUCCUCAUUGAUAUGAAAGAGGACAGUAUCGAAGGUAUUUACGAUACACUCAAGACUUGUGCUUUGAUCUCAAAGACUGCCGGAGGAAUUGGGCUCAACGUUCACCGUAUCCGUGCUACUGGAUCUUACAUUGCUGGAACUAACGGCUCUUCCAACGGCAUUGUGCCCAUGCUCCGUGUGUUCAACAACACUGCGAGAUAUGUUGACCAGGGUGGCAACAAGCGUCCAGGUGCCUUUGCCAUCUACUUGGAGCCAUGGCACGCUGAUGUCUUCGAGUUCCUUGACCUCCGUAAAAAUCAUGGAAAGGAAGAAGUUCGAGCCCGUGAUCUUUUCUUGGCCCUGUGGACUCCUGAUUUGUUCAUGAAACGAGUUGAGAAGAACGCUGAGUGGACUCUCUUCUGCCCAAAUGAGGCUCCCGGCUUGGCUGACGUCUACGGAGAUGAAUUUGAGGCCUUGUAUGCAAAAUACGAGAAGGAAGGUCGAGGCCGAAGCACAAUCAAGGCUCAGAAGCUGUGGUACGCUAUUCUCGAGGCUCAGACUGAGACUGGUAACCCCUUCAUGCUUUACAAGGACGCUUGCAACCGAAAGAGUAACCAGAAGAACCUCGGUACCAUCCGAAGCUCUAAUCUCUGCACUGAAAUCGUUGAAUAUACCGCCCCAGAUGAGGUCGCAGUUUGCAACUUGGCGUCCAUUGCCCUUCCUACAUAUGUAGACGCUGUCCGUGGUGAAUAUGAUUUUGGCAAGCUUCACGAAGUUACUAAAGUUGUUGUCAUGAACUUGAACCGAAUUAUCGAUGGAAACCACUAUCCCGUCGAAGAGGCAAAGCGAAGCAAUUUCCGUCAUCGUCCAAUAGCUGUCGGUGUCCAGGGUCUUGCUGAUGCUUUCCUUGCCCUCCGACUACCCUUCGACUCCCCCGAGGCCAAACUCUUGAACAUUCAAAUCUUUGAAACUCUCUACCACGCUGCCUUGACCGCGUCGUGCGAGCUGGCCAAGGCCGACGGUCCUUACUCUUCAUACGAGGGAUCCCCAGUGUCUCAGGGCAUCCUUCAAUAUGACAUGUGGAAUGUGACUCCAACCGACCUAUGGGAUUGGGAUUCUCUUAAGACCGACAUCGCAAAGCAUGGUGUCCGCAACAGUUUGCUCCUCGCCCCUAUGCCCACUGCCAGCACAAGUCAGAUUCUCGGAUUCAACGAGUGUUUUGAGCCAUACACGUCCAAUAUUUAUUCUCGUCGUGUUCUCGCUGGCGAGUUCCAGGUUGUCAACCCAUGGCUCCUCAAGGACCUAGUCGACCUCGGUCUAUGGUCUGAUAACAUGAAGAACCGUAUCAUUGCUGACGGCGGUUCUAUCCAAAACAUUCCCAACAUUCCAGCAGACAUUAAGGCUCUCUACAAGACCGUUUGGGAAAUUUCUCAGCGAACCAUCGUCCAAAUGGCCGCCGAUCGAGGUGCAUUCAUUGACCAGUCCCAAUCACUCAACAUCCACUUGAAAGAGCCCACCAUGGGUAAAAUCACCAGUAUGCACUUCGCAGGCUGGAAGCUCGGUCUCAAGACUGGCAUGUACUAUCUCCGCACCAUGGCUGCAUCCGCCCCGAUCCAGUUCACCGUAGACCAAGAACAGCUCAAAGUUGUCGAUACUAACGUUGCACGCGCCAAUGGAGCGAUGAAGAAACGUGUCGGCAUCGCAGGCUCUGCGAGCGCAUAUUCUGCCGUCCCACGCCCAAUGUACGACGGAACACAGCAGGCAGUUAAAGGACCAGUUUCUAAGAAAACCAUCCCAGAUGAGGAGUCGAGCACUCCCGCCUCGUCAAGUUCGAAAACUGUCUCCCAGGAUAGCUCAACUGAGAAGACCAGUGAGCCAGCUGAUGCUGAUGAGUCUGAAUCGAAGGAGGAAAAGGACGAUGCUCAGACAGAAGCUGACAUCUACUCACAAAAAGUCCUUGCUUGCAGCAUUGAGAACAAGGAUGAGUGUGUGAUGUGCAGUGGUUAG